This is a messenger RNA of Mytilus californianus (California mussel), 1605 nucleotides long. RefSeq lists its product as uncharacterized. NCBI's taxonomy places the organism in Eukaryota, Metazoa, Mollusca, Bivalvia, Mytilida, Mytilidae. The record is from RefSeq and is a predicted model, not a curated record. The coding region runs from base 73 to 1605 and encodes 510 amino acids. Gene Ontology annotation, molecular function: histone H3K36 methyltransferase activity; protein binding. The transcript has 12 exons.
AUUGAUGGCACAUAUUCUAGGCUUAAAGCCAGAUAUGUAAAUGAUGGUAUAGGUAUUGAAAAAAAUUCUGUUAUGAAAAGAAUUGAUGUUGAUGACAGCCCCCAUUUGGCUUUAUUUGCUGUUAGAGACAUAAAAACAGGAGAGGAACUCCGUUAUGAUUAUGGGGAAACAUCUAAGUACCUGCCAUGGAGGAAGAAGUCAAAAAUCACCAAUGUACGAUCUACAACCAAUACAGAUGAAGCAUCUGAUGAUAAAGACAGUCUUCCAAAGCAUAAAGUAGAGCGUGAGGUUGUAAAGACACAAAUGCCUCUUAUCUCUCACUCCAAUGAUGAUACAGAACAUGAUUCGAGUCAAGAUAAAAAUCACUACGAUGCUGAUGACCUAGAGUCGCAUGAUCUUUCAAGUUCUGUGAGCAGUCAAUUAACAAAUCCUGCAGAUUCUAGUUCUAUUAAUAGUUCUCUUAAAUCUCAUGACAGUAUUGUACACCAUGAAGAUAUUGGAAGUACUCAUGUACACAGUUCAUAUAUUCAGUCACAUGGCAAGUCAACAGACCCUGGAAAUUCUUCUGAAGUCCUUUCUGCUGACAAUAAUGCGCCAUCAAUGGAUGACCUUGACCUACUUUCAACAAAGCAGAAAAUACUUAAACAUACUGAAAGGGAUGAUUUUAGACAAGGCAGUUUAUUGUGUGAAUCUAGUUUACUUGAAAGCAAACAGAAAAUGUGUGAUGGUAGUCUACCUACUGAGCAAGUGCUGUCUUCUAAACUUCAGAUGACUAAGAAAUGCUAUGUUAGUCUGAAGAGAUUUUGUAUUUCUAAACUGAAAGGUGGAAGAUUUAAAGUAGGACAACCUGGUCACAUAGGCAGAAAAAGGAAUAACAGUAAAGAACACAAAAGGGCAGAAUAUAUUUCAGGUUUGGAGACUGUGCUGGAAUCAGCUCCUGCUUUAAAUAAGGAUCUAAUAAUUAGAGAUGUGAUGGAGGAUCAAUUAGAAGUUGACACUGUUGAUGACACAAUUAAACAGCAAUAUAAAGAGGCACUAAAAGACAGACUACAACAACUACCAGAUUUAUCACAGCAUGUUUCAUGUACUGAGACAAUUGUACAAGAUGAUAUUCCAUUACUACCACCACCACCUCCACCACCAAAAUUGAGAGUUCAAUCACUCCCACCUAACUGGGAAUUUGCAAAAGACUUGGAAGGCAAUGUGUACUAUUAUCAUGCUAAAACCAGACAAACUCAGUGGUCUCUACCAGUUUGGGAUGAUUGUAACAGUCAAAAUGAUGUAGAUAUUAGGACUUCCCUGGAUGAAGAUAAGACAGCAACAAGAAACGAGAAUACAAAAAGUGUGACAGGAAAUCUCUUAAGUAUGGGAACAGAAUCUGAAGUAAUACCGCCUUAUGUAACAGAUGAUUCAGAAUCUACUAUGUAUGCAGCAACCCGAGUGCCAAGUAUGAAUGAGGAUGACCUAUUGGCAAAAGUCUGUAUUUCAGAAUUAUGGAAGUGGGACAAAGUUGACAUGAAUGUCACAGUUGGUAAAAUUGAGAACAUCAAUGUAACAUUGGAAAGCUUAUUUUUUAUGAGAGGUUUUUUGCCAGAUGAGGUAUGA